This is a messenger RNA of Osmerus eperlanus (European smelt), 642 nucleotides long. RefSeq names its product paired box protein Pax-5-like. The record is from RefSeq and is a predicted model, not a curated record. Gene Ontology annotation, biological process: anatomical structure development; regulation of transcription by RNA polymerase II. Lineage: Eukaryota; Metazoa; Chordata; Actinopteri; Osmeriformes; Osmeridae. The transcript is spliced from 6 exons. Gene Ontology annotation, molecular function: RNA polymerase II cis-regulatory region sequence-specific DNA binding; DNA-binding transcription factor activity, RNA polymerase II-specific. Bases 1 to 642 code for a protein of 213 amino acids.
AUGGAGAUACGCUGCGGCAAAGUACCACUCAACAUGCAAAGGCACGGUGGGGUGAACCAGCUGGGUGGGGUGUUUGUUAACGGACGACCGUUACCACAAUUAGCCAGAAAGCGCAUCGUGGAUAUGGCGCACCAGGGUGUUCGUCCGUGCGAAAUAUCCCGCCUGCUGCGCGUCAGUCACGGCUGCGUCAGCAAGAUAUUAUCCAGGUUCCAUGAGACGGGUAGCACCAGGCCAAGGGUGAUAGGGGGCUCCAAGCCCAAGGUGGCAACCCCCAAGGUGGUGGAAAAGAUCAUCGGGCUGAAGCAGAGGCAUCCUGCCAUGUUCGCGCGGGAGAUCAGAGAGAGACUGCUCCUGGAGCGGGUGUGUGACCAUGACAGAGUACCCAGCGUUAGCUCCAUCAACAGGAUAAUAAGAGAUAAAGUUCAACUUCAUCCUCUUUCUUGUGAAAUAGGUACAGUAAGUGCCCAAUCUUUGACCCCCUCAGUGUCAGUUACCACAGGUAACAGCUUCUCUUCUAACUCCUACUCUAUUACUGGUAUUCUGGGAACUGGUUCAAACGCAAGCAAAAGUGUCAAAGUUUCUAUUCUGAAAAUCACAGUUCCUGCCAAACCGAAGCCUGGAGACUCUCAAACCUCAGCUUGA